This is a messenger RNA of Silurus meridionalis, 1776 nucleotides long. RefSeq names its product carbohydrate sulfotransferase 11 (gene chst13). Bases 271 to 1353 code for a protein of 360 amino acids. Gene Ontology annotation, cellular component: membrane. The record is from RefSeq and is a predicted model, not a curated record. The transcript has 3 exons. Gene Ontology annotation, molecular function: sulfotransferase activity. Gene Ontology annotation, biological process: carbohydrate biosynthetic process; proteoglycan biosynthetic process. Lineage: Eukaryota; Metazoa; Chordata; Actinopteri; Siluriformes; Siluridae.
ACUUUAGUCCGAUCCCUCCAUGUUGUGAGAGCGGAGAUCGGACUGGUGAAACCGGGGACAGGAACCAAGUCCACGAAAUCUCCACGCGCGCAGUCUCGGAAAUGACUCGUUGAGUGGGUCGGUGUCGGUGUCGGUUCGCUGAGCUGAUGCCCCAAUGGAAAGGCGCGUCUUCGGUGCCGCGGUUUCCAGCGCUUUAAACAAGGCGUGCGCGCGAUCCGCCACCGCGCACCGUUCAACCCGCCGUGCGCGCGCCUCCGGAACCGCGGAUCUAUGAGGAGGAUGAUGAUGAUGACGAAAUCGGGGAUUGUGAUGAUGAAGAAGAUGGUGAUGAUGGUGAAGCCCAGAGUGGGGCGCGUGCUCCUCGCCACAUGUGCAGGAUCUUUCUUUAUUCUCAUUUUAUAUUUCCAAAGCAGUUCAAGAACCGAGCACCUUUUGGGAAAACCUGGUUUGGCAGGAAAGUUGAGGAGAACCCCCCUGCAGACUCGAUGGAUGCUCGAUGGAGAUCAGGGGGAUCAGUCUGCUGUUGGGACGAUGCUACAGACUCGCCAAUUGUUCCUGGAUGAGGCAUGUCACUCUUACAUGCGUAAGAGACGUGUACUGAGCCCAGAGGACCUGCGCCACCUGCUGGUGGAUGACAGACACGGCCUACUUUAUUGCUACGUUCCCAAGGUGGCCUGUACCAACUGGAAGCGAACGCUGAUGGUCCUGACGGGUGACGGCCGCUACCGCGAUCCUCUCUCCAUCCCUGCUAACGAGGCCCAUGCUCCAGGCCGGCUACGCUCGCUCUCGGAGUACUCCACCACCGAGAUUAACCGCCGUCUGCGCACCUACCUGAAGUUCAUAUUCGUACGAGAUCCGUUCGAAAGACUCGUCUCAGCGUACCGCAACAAAUUCACACGGAGCUACAACACGGCCUUCCACAAACGCUACGGCACCAAGAUAGUGCGCCGUCACCGCGCCAACCCACGGCCAGAGGCUCUGGAGAAGGGCAGUGACGUCUCAUUUGAGGAAUUCGUGUACUACCUGGUGGACCCACGGACUCAGCGUGAGGAGCCAUUUAACGAGCACUGGGAGCGAGCUCAUGCCCUUUGCCACCCUUGCCUCAUUCACUACGACGUGGUGGGCAAAUACGAGAGCCUGGCACAGGACUCGCGCUAUGUGCUAAAGCUAGCUGGGGCAGAAGGAGAAGUGGAGUUUCCAGCUUCGUCUAAGAGCACGAGGACCACUGAGAGCAUGGCGGCCAAAUUCUUCAAUAACAUCAGUCCCUUUUAUCAGAAGAAGCUCUACAAUCUGUACCGAAUGGACUUCCUGCUCUUUAAUUACUCAACACCAACCUAUUUGAAGUUCAGAUGAGAGGAGCCGAGACAAAAGACGAGAUGAGAUGGUAUGGGUUUGAGACACCACUGUUUUGAUUGUGUGGCUGUUCUGAGGAUCUUUUGAUAAUGACUCUCAGAGAAACUCUUGCAGAACUGAUGGCAGCUGGCAUCCUGCACAUCUUCCAAAAAUGCCUCAGUAAUUCCUUUGGCCGUGUCCCGUGCCAGCUCAACUCCAGCGUACGUGCCUUCGUUCUCUGUGUUGUCUAAACUGGAGCGGGUUUCUUCAUUAGCCGACAGAGACCACUUCAUGCCAUGGAUUUCUCUCCAGCAUGUCUUUUUUAAUGUGUAUAUUUAUGUUUUUUAUGUAUUUAUUGUAAACUUUGUACUUUAAACUUGAACCGAAGUUUGUACUUAGAGCUGUGAAUUUUUCUCCAUAAAAACAAAACUUGACCAAUCAGAA